UAUUGUCUCAUGCGCAUACGUCAUUUCCCGGAAGUGAAACGGUCGCAACACGGAAGUGUAGGAAAGAAAACAAAUAAUCGUUUAAUUUUGUGUCGGAGAAGACGCCCUAAGCUUCGUUUACCUUCUGGAAUAUCGUCUUUUUGCCGACGAGUCGGGUACACGAUGGAGUUCCUGUUUGGGAAGAGGAAGACUCCGGAGGAGAUGCUGAGGCAGAACCAGCGAGCGCUCAACCGAGCCAUGAGGGAACUGGACAGAGAGCGAAUGAAACUGGAACAACAGGAGAAGAAGAUCAUUGCUGACAUUAAGAAAAUGGCCAAACAGGGGCAAAUGGACGCCGUCAAGAUCAUGGCCAAGGACUUGGUCCGCACGCGGCGCUACGUUAAAAAGUUCAUCAUGAUGAAGGCGAACAUUCAGGCCGUCAGUCUAAAAAUACAGACGCUCAAGUCCAACAACAGCAUGGCGCAGGCUAUGAAGGGCGUAACCAAAGCCAUGGCUACCAUGAACAGACAGCUGAAACUGCCUCAGAUUCAGAAGAUCAUGAUGGAGUUUGAACGGCAGAGUGAAAUGAUGGACAUGAAAGAGGAGAUGAUGAAUGACGCCAUUGACGACGCAAUGGGUGACGAGGAUGAUGAGGACGAGAGUGAUGCCAUCGUGUCCCAAGUGCUGGACGAGCUGGGUCUGAAUCUGUCCGACGAACUGUCAAAUCUUCCGAGCACAGGAGGAAGCCUGUCCGUGGCCGGGGGAAAGAAGGCCGAGCCGCAGGCCGCCCUGGCCGACGCCGACGCGGAUCUGGAGGAGCGUCUGAACAACCUCCGGAGAGACUGAACACACCGGACAAGUGCACUGUGGCAGGGUCUUAAUACAGAUACAAGCAUACUCGAAUCUCCGUGUCUAGAUUGUUUUGAAGGUGUAACCGGCGGGCUGUUCCAGCUUUCAGACCGCGUUAUACAGGUGUAUGGCUUUCUGUUUGAGGUGUUUUCAUUAAUGUAUACUGUAUUUUAUCAGCAACAACAAAAACAAAAAACAAAAUUCAUGGGGGGAUCAUUAUCCUUCAUAGGUCUAGCAAAUUCUUCUCAUUUAAGAUUCUGCCAAACGACACAAAUUGUCUUUUAAGUGACCAUUUACUUCACAGUUUGUGUAAAUACUAACUCCUCGAGGCAUGAUGCUUUCACAGAAUAAGUAAACACUAAUUACAAAUGUUUAAAUGAAUCCAAAUGGAGGCUGGUUAUAUUACAAAAGGUGACAUUUUAUAUAGUUGACAUUUAGAAAUGUCGGCACUUUUGUACAUCGGGCUGGUUUUUAGUUCUUUAUAUAAUCAUCAUCAUAAAAGCGUAGUUUAAGUCCCCGAUACAUUUGAUUGUGUUUAUUUGUCGGAGUUGACGGCUGAAGAGGGUUUACGUCAGCAUCUUUUUUUUCUUCUCCAAAUAAUAUUUGACAGGUGAUGUUCAGCCGACUCUUGCAGAGUGAAAAACACUCCUUUAUACUGCGUGUUAAGGGUUUCUGAGAUCAUCUUUUUUUUUUUUUUUUUUU
Messenger RNA from Mugil cephalus (flathead mullet), 1530 nucleotides. It is a transcript of the gene chmp2a, whose product is annotated as charged multivesicular body protein 2A. Gene Ontology annotation, biological process: late endosome to vacuole transport; protein transport; endosome transport via multivesicular body sorting pathway. Gene Ontology annotation, cellular component: multivesicular body; ESCRT III complex. The record is from RefSeq and is a predicted model, not a curated record. The coding region runs from base 10 to 825 and encodes 271 amino acids. The transcript has 6 exons. Lineage: Eukaryota; Metazoa; Chordata; Actinopteri; Mugiliformes; Mugilidae.